UUAGACCACCAUCACCGACUAAAAUAUCCACAAAUGCAUUCCUUUUAUCACUUUUGGGUGAAAGUGAAAGUCGCUUAUCGCCCCAACGCGACACAGCUGGCCGUUUCGUAAUUUCGUUACGUCUGCAGGCGAAAGUUGAUUGAGGUUAUGUUUGUUGUGGGGCACCUGGGACUCGAUUUUGGGAACACAAAAUCGGCUUUGUGGCGCGAAAAUGACGACUCGCGAAUUAGCUAGAAAAAUAGGCGCCCUGGAAGUCAUUCGCGUCUCAAAAACCAACUCCAGUAAACAACCCUUUGACUUUUUGUUUGUCAUUGAUUUUGAGGCGACGUGCUGGGAGAGCGCAGACCGCAAAACCAAAUGUCCCGAAAUUAUCGAAUUCCCGGCAGUUUUAUAUGACGUUAAAAACGGUGAAAUUGUGGAUGAAUUCCAGGAGUAUGUAAUGCCUACAGAGAACCCCAAAUUGAGCGACUUUUGCACCCAAUUAACUGGAAUUCAGCAAAAUCAGGUCGACACUGGAGUGCCUUUAUCCACUUGUUUGUUCCUAUUUAUGAAGUGGGUCAACGAAAAAAAGAAAUUAUAUGGUAUGGAGUUCCCCAAUAGCGACGACAAGGCGGAAAAAACGUGUGCCUUUGCGACUUGGUCUGACUGGGAUUUAGGAAUAUGUUUUAAGAACGAAUGCAACAGAAAACGGCUCACUUAUGCUAAAAUUUUCCGCAAGUGGAUUGACAUUCGCCACUUAUAUAAAUUCUAUUUUAAGAAACCUUUCAACGGUCUCAGUGGCGCCCUCUCAGAAUUGGGUCUUACGUUUGAGGGUAAGGAACACUGUGGUCUGCACGACGCUAGAAACACGGCGAAACUCGUAGGACGAAUGAUUGACAAUGGCGCCAUCUUACAGCUAACUAGGUGUUAAUUCUAUUAGUUUUCAUAUGUUACAAAUUACUACAUAAACUGGUUCAUUGGA
Zophobas morio is the source of this 961-nucleotide messenger RNA. It is a transcript of the gene Snp, whose product is annotated as Snipper. The coding region runs from base 212 to 910 and encodes 232 amino acids. Gene Ontology annotation, molecular function: 3'-5'-RNA exonuclease activity; nucleic acid binding. NCBI's taxonomy places the organism in Eukaryota, Metazoa, Arthropoda, Insecta, Coleoptera, Tenebrionidae. The record is from RefSeq and is a predicted model, not a curated record. The transcript is spliced from 4 exons.